AUGCUGCCGGCUCCCGCAGCCAAGCGGCCGCCGCCCCUGCUGUGGCCCGCCGAGCCCCCCUGGGCGUGGGCCGUGCCGGGGCUCCUGAGGGUCGGCGCGGCGCCCCCGCCGCUGCUGCUCUCGGCUCCGGCCGUGGGCUGGCCCGUCCCCUGCGAGCCGCUGCUGCCGCUGCUCGCCGAGCAUCCCCCGCCGCUCCACGGGCAGUGGAUGUUUGGAGCUCAUUCUCCAGUCGUUGGAUUUUCACCAUCAUCUGGCGUGGAAUUUGUGCCUGUUUUCCCCCCCGUGUACACAUCUGCUGUUCCACCUCACACUGGGAAGAACUGGAUAGAUAAAAGGCUGCCGAGCUGCAAAAUAUACCUAAAUAAUGCAUUUGCUCUGGAUUCGGCGUGGAUGCAUCCUGAGGAACCGCGUCUCUUCCAGGGCAACGAGAAGCCUCUGCUAAUGACAAAUCAAGUGGCAAUGGCCAUUGCCAGGCCAGCUCCUGCCUCCAGGCCUCUUCCCACAGUGGUGCUGGCACCUCCGCUGAUGCCAGGUGGCUGCCGGCGUGGUCCCAGCCCAGUGGGCAGCCCUCCAAGCCUGGCGCUGCUGGCAGUGGAGGCUGAAGCCCCCCCAGGACCACCCCCAUCCAGCAUCCCACAGUGCCGCCUGCUCACCCUCUCACCCCUCAGGAUCCCAGUGCUGGGCUCCCCUUUCCCAGGUUCAGCCUCGAGAGUGGAUGCUCGACUGGGUCCUUUGAUGCCAGCACAAGUCACCAGGGUGACUGCUGUGGCUGCACCAGCUGUGACAAUCAUGGCAACCAACUUGAUGGAGCAGACACUAACAGAUAAAGGCAGAGCACGCAGCAGAGCCUCCUGCCCCCCUGCCCUGAUCCUUCACACCGACAGGAGGAGCGCCUCUGUGGAGAGGGAUGUCGACAAGGAUCAUUCUUUUAAACUAGUAAAUGAGGAUGACAGUACUUCAAAUGGCAACAAGCCUGUGGCAUCCACUCCAGUGCCAGGAUCUCCAUGGUGUGUAGUCUGGACUGGAGAUGACCGGGUCUUCUUCUUCAACCCUACAAUGCAGCUGUCGGUGUGGGAGAAGCCGGUGGACCUGAGGCACCGCGGCGACAUUAACAGGAUCCUCGAGGACCCUCCGCACAAGCGCAAGCUGGAUGCUGCAGCAACAGAUAAAAAUGUUAGCUCUUGUUCAGGAGAUGAAAACGAUGAUCUUAGCAUCAAAAUUAAGAGAAAUAAAACAGAAGAUUGCCAGGUCGUUGACCAGGGGAAGGCAGGCACAGAGGAGAGGAAUGGGAAACCAGCAGCAGCGGAGGUCACACCGCCCCUCGAGGAGCGCAUCACUCAUUUCCGAGAUAUGCUUCUGGAGAGAGGGGUUUCAGCGUUUUCCACAUGGGAAAAAGAGUUACACAAAAUAGUGUUUGACCCACGAUACCUUCUGCUAAAUUCGGAGGAACGUAAGCAGAUAUUUGAACAGUUUGUCAAGACCAGGAUAAGAGAAGAGUACAAAGAAAAGAAGAACAAAUUGUUGUUAGCCAAAGAAGAAUUUAAAAAGCUCCUCGAAGAAUCCAAGCUAUCACCAAGAACGACAUUCAAAGAGUUUGCAGAGAAAUAUGGCAGGGAUCAGAGGUUCCGCCUGGUUCAGAAGAAGAAGGACCAAGAGCAUUUUUUCAAUCAGUUCAUACUUAUCCUUAAAAAGAGAGACAAAGAAAACAGGAUAAGGCUACGGAAAAUGAGAUAAAAGUGCUUGGAGCUGGCAAUGAGCACAGAAGCUAAA
This is a messenger RNA of Centrocercus urophasianus (Greater sage-grouse), 1770 nucleotides long. RefSeq names its product transcription elongation regulator 1 like (gene TCERG1L). The record is from RefSeq and is a predicted model, not a curated record. The transcript has 13 exons. Gene Ontology annotation, molecular function: RNA polymerase binding; transcription coregulator activity. Gene Ontology annotation, cellular component: nucleus. Bases 1 to 1734 code for a protein of 577 amino acids. Lineage: Eukaryota; Metazoa; Chordata; Aves; Galliformes; Phasianidae.